AUGGCGACAAAAGCCCACUGCCUCCUGUGCUUCGAGACGCUCGACGCCGAGCUCAACAAGCGCGAGGCCCGGUCCCUCGACCAAAUCACCGCAUCCUGGGCGCUCUACAGCGCCGCCCGCGCGGACAGACUGGCGAGCCGAGGCCCCGCAUACCAGCGACUCGUGUCCGGCGAUGCCUCGUCGGGAUCGUCGUCGUCAACGUCCCUGGCGCCCUCUACGGCCACUACGUCCGUCAACUCUACGACGCCGGUGGCGCCCUCGAGCGCGGCGCUGUUUGUAACGUGGAACACGGUGGAGGAUCUGGAGGCAGCGGUCAACGAGAACGGCGAGGACGAUGCGGAGAACCUGGUCCUCCGUGGUUGCAUCGGGACGUUUGAGCCGAUGGACCUGGACGACGGGCUGUCCGAGUAUGCAGUGAUUUCGGCGUUUCACGACACGCGCUUCCGCCCGAUCCGGCAGAAGGAGCUGGCGACGCUGCAGAACGCCGUGACGCUGCUGACGGAUUUUGAGCCCGUUGAGGAUCCGAUGGAUUGGGAAGUGGGCAAGCACGGCGUGCGACUGGCGUUUACGGAUCGCGGCCGCCGCUACGGGUCCACGUAUCUGCCCGACGUGGCGGCCGAGCAGGGGUGGACCAAGGACGAGACGCUGCUGAGCUUGAUGCGCAAGGCGGGGUGGUCUGGUAAUAAGGCGGCGUGGAAGGACGUGCCGCUCAAGGUGACGCGGUAUCAGGGCAAGAAGAUGAGUAUGCGGUAUGAGGAAUUCAAGAAGUGGCAGGACUGGGAGGACCACCGAGGUGAUGAAUAA
Messenger RNA from [Torrubiella] hemipterigena, 804 nucleotides. NCBI's taxonomy places the organism in Eukaryota, Fungi, Ascomycota, Sordariomycetes, Hypocreales, Clavicipitaceae. The record is from the annotation of a GenBank genome assembly.